Messenger RNA from Ectocarpus sp. CCAP 1310/34, 2576 nucleotides. Lineage: Eukaryota; Phaeophyceae; Ectocarpales; Ectocarpaceae. The record is from the annotation of a GenBank genome assembly.
GGAUGCGUACACAGAGUGCCCACACGCCCACACCAUCCCACAUCUCCGCAAUCUUCACACACCAGUUCUUAGCUCUUCCACGCUAGAAGAUCCUGUUGCCAGUAAGCACUGCUUGGUCUGCUGAAUACACGCACACCUCUUCAUGUCUCGACCGGCGAAACGAGACCCCAACCGCGUGUAUCAGCACAACAACCACAACAAGCUUGUAGGUGAGCAUCAGCCCCUACACCUGGCACUUUCGACGAGUUCUUCUUCUGCAGCUCGCUCCUGUAAGACAAUAAACAAAGGCCAGCUUGCCUCUUCGGUCUCUUGGGGCGCACAUAGGCUCGCGGAUGCUGCUCUUCAAGGCCCGCCGCUCACAAAGCUCCCGAAGCAUACCCCCACCGAGCGGCACAACAACGGCCCCAGAGCUCCUCUUCAGACGAUUGUGGCAGCACACUGCCUGGAUUCCAUCGAUCUUCCUCCUUUGAUGCUCAAGGUCCCCGAGGAUGCUGACUACUUCGAGUUGGCGCAGAAGAUCACGGGGGCCCUGCAGUCUUACCGCGACAAGGACGGAGAAGAAGUCUUCGUGAAGCAGGUUCUGCACGGCGGGUUCGACCAGAGUUUGGACCGUCCUGAGCUUACACCCAGAGGCUUUUACACUUUCUCGGGGGAACCAGUGCUGUUUCGAUUGGGCCCGAAAAAGCAGAUGAAUGUCUUCGUCCAGACCCCCGACGGGAAAACACUCCAGCUUGUCAUCAGCACGAACGACUCGACCACCGACGUGAAGAAAAAGAUCCAGCACAGCGAGGGCAUCAUCCCGCUCGACCGGCAGCGUCUGCUCUACACAAACCAAAUGAUGGACGAUCUUCUCACGGUUUCAGAAUACAAGAUCAAGGAAGGAGAUACGCUUCACUUGAUUCAGCGCGUGAGCGGGGGCGGGUGGGCGAGCCCUCCCUCGUGUGGAGAGUAUGUGAUCUUCGUCAAGACCCUUACCGGGAAAACUGUCAAGCUUGUCGUCGGCUCGUACAACACGAUCGCCGACAUUAAGCAAAUGAUGCAGGACAUGGAGGGGAUCCCGCCCGACCAGCAGCGGCUGAUAUUCGCCGGCGUGCAGCUGGAGGACGGUCUUACGAUUUCAUUUUACAACAUCCAAGGAAAUUCUACGCUUCACUUGGUCCUUCGCUUGAGAGGAGGUGGAUUCGCUGCUCCCCCCAUUGCCGUUGGCGCCAAGUUUGUCGACGUUUCCGACUCGUCCGGCCUCACAGAGCACGCUUUCUCGGACCAUGCCCCGCGCUGGAGGGUUGCCGAACCCGGGCUGUGCCUGGAAGGAAGGUGCACCAACAGCGACUGCGACGCUCACGGCCGCAUGGUCAUCCUCAACCAUGGGCUCCGGGACUUCGACCUGAUCCGGCCCGGCAGAGACCCGAAGCGCUGCCCAAUGUGCAACUUUGAGGUGGUUCCGAGCACCUGUGCCUUCACCGACUGCACGUGGAGGUACAAGGGGCGGAAGGCCGGGGAGACCAACGUCCUGGUCGGCAUGUGGAAAGAGGCCGGCGACAGCUACCACCGGUUCGAUGGAAGGGGUGAGGUGGAGUGGGACAGGCUGCUCAUCCAGGCCAGGCCCCUGCUCAAGCUUGAGCAACGUGUCCCUUCCGCACCGCCGGCGGACGAGAGGGUGGAACGUCCCAACACGACAGCCAUUUCCGCUACGUCAACCGUAGCAGACGUGAUCGACCACACGUGGGGUCGAUGCACGAGGUGCACGGAUUGUUCCGCGUUCGGGGCAACCUCUGCGUCGGACGAGACGGUCCUGGAUUGUGGUCACCGGUUCCACACCAGGUGCCUCACGGGCUGGGAGCAGGGCUCGAUGAUCGUUUGCCCCAUCUGCCGGGAAGAGUCGUGGCCGCUGCCCCAGUAGAGAGCAGUGUUGACACGCAUGUUUGGCCGACACAGGGCUCGACGCAGUGCGCAUGGUGUGGUGUCGUGUGUUUGGAUAUCGAGGCAUCGUUACUAUUCCGGAUGAAAGAAGAAACGCGUGUCUUUCUUGAGGUGGUCACCUGUCAACCCCAGGAGGCGUAGAUAUAUCUACGCCUAUGCUGCUGCUAGUGGUUUGAUUCUGAACUCCACCUCCCACAAGUGUUUUGUCAAGUACUGCGGGUAAAUGGCAUACGUUGAUCGUGAUCCGAAGACGAAGCAGAACAGGAGAGCGUUUAUGUCUCCGCCGUGAUUACCUCGGGGAGUCGUCUGUAUGACGUGAGUUGUGUUGGUUUGGGUUCAGCUGGGUUGGGUCGAACCGACUUGGGUUGGUCGGUGUUGGGUACUGAAAUGUGCCCUCUCGCUUUCACGUGUUCGUACCAAGGGGUAGAUUAGGAGGGGCCACACAGCAGGUCUCCACACACGGGGGGUGUUGUGAUACCUCUCUCCCGACACAACACGGACACUACCAUGUGAUAUUGCGUGGUCUCGCAAAGUUUGCGCGACUUGGGGGCGCCAUUUCGAACCCAGCUGCGCUGUAAGAUGUUGCAUCAUCGGCCGCCGAACGCGCCACGAAGAUGGCCGAAUGGAUCUCUGUUUGUGCACGCAUCUGGUCGUAU